UUCUUCCUGGUCACUUUCAAAUCUCUCUCAAACCCAAAACGCUUCACUUUCACUCAAAACGAAGCCAUUCCCUUCCAAAAUGCCGUUCAUUUCGGAUACAGCGAGCGCUAUCAAGAGCCGUUUUGGCUACCAUAACCAGUCAUCUUCAUCUGAGUCGGUCUCCUUGUCGUCGGUUCGUAAUUCGCCGGAUCUUCUGGGGAAAUCGGCAGUGAAGGAGAAUCCCGGCCAUUUCACUGCUGUCGCAUCCGCAAUUCCGAGCAUCAGUGAGUGGGACGAAGAUUUGACUGAAAGUACAGGAGGAGCGCCGCAGUCGUCCCAGAGCUUUGAGUUCCAUGAAGAUCCAGCAUUUUGGAAAGACCACAAUGUGCAGGUUAUCAUAAGAAUUCGUCCCCUUAGUAGUUCUGAGAUUUCACUACAAGGCAAUAGCAAGUGUAUUAGGCAAGAAAGUUGCCAGACAAUUACUUGGAAGGGGCACCCAGAAUCUCGUUUUACAUUUGAUCUUAUUGCUGAUGAACAUGUUAGCCAGGAGAAUCUCUUCAAAGUAGCUGGAUUGCCUAUGGUGGAAAAUUGCAUGGGAGGCUACAACAGCUGCAUGUUUGCAUAUGGCCAAACUGGGAGUGGGAAGACUCACACAAUGCUCGGAGACAUUGAAGGAGGGACUCGGAGGCACAGCGUCAACUGUGGGAUGACACCUAGGGUGUUUGAGCACCUAUUUUCAAGAAUACAAAAGGAAAAAGACAAUCGUAAAGAUGAGAAAUUAAGAUUUACAUGCAAAUGCUCUUUUCUGGAAAUCUAUAAUGAACAAAUUCUUGAUCUCUUAGAUCCAUCAUCAACCAAUUUACAGAUAAGAGAAGACAUAAAGAAAGGGGUUUACGUUGAGAAUCUUAAGGAGAUGGAAGUUACAAGUGCACGGGAUGUGAUUCAACUGCUCAUUCAAGGUGCAGCAAACAGAAAGGUGGCUGCGACUAACAUGAAUUGUUCUAGUAGUCGUUCUCACAGCGUAUUUACAUGCAUAAUUGAAAGCAAGUGGGAGUCUCAAUCUGUAAGACACCACCGCUUUGCUCGGCUUAAUCUUGUUGAUUUAGCAGGCUCAGAAAGACAAAAGAGUUCCGGGGCUGAAGGUGAACGCCUCAAGGAGGCUACUAAUAUUAACAAGUCUCUUUCAACAUUGGGAUUUGUGAUAAUGAACCUUGUAAAUAUUUCCAAUGGGAAGUCUCUCCAUGUACCUUAUCGAGAUUCAAAACUCACUUUUUUUCUUCAGGAUUCUCUAGGAGGAAACGCAAAAACAACAAUAAUUGCGAAUAUUAGUCCCUCUAAUUGUUGUUCACUGGAGACACUAAGUACGUUGAAGUUUGCACAGCGGGCUAAAUUUAUUAAGAACAAUGCAGUGGUGAAUGAAGAUGCAUCUGGAGAUGUUGUUGCUAUGAGGCUGCAAAUUCAACAGCUGAAGAAAGAAGUAUCUCGUCUACGAGGUUUUGUUAAUGGCAGAAUUGAAAAUCUAGAUAGUGAUAGUUUGACAUCAAGUGUUCCAGCAUCUCCAGGGCCCUUAAAGUGGGAAGGUCUUCAUGGAUCAUUCAGUCCACUUACAUCUGAUAAAAGGAUGUCUCAGAAAAAAGAUUACGAAGUUGCACUUGUUGGGGCCUUCAAGAGGGAAAGAGAGAAUGAAGCUGCUUUACAGGCCCUGACAGCAGAAAAUCAGGCAGCUUUGCAGUUGGCAAAACAGAGAGAAGACGAGAUCCAAAGCUUGAAAAGCAUGAUGUCUGCAGGGACCCAUUACAAGAAGGAAGAAUACUUGAAGGAAAUUGAGGUUUUAAGAGCUCAAGUUGAUCGCAACCAAGAAGUCACUAGAUUUGCCCUGGAGAAUUUGCGACUGAAGGAGGAGAUUAGAAGAUUAAAGUCCCUUUGUGAUGAAGGCCAGCUGGAGAUGAAGAAUGAACAGAUUAAGGCAUUACACAAUAAGUUGCUAGAGGCACUAGAUUGGAAACUUAUGCAUGAACCAGAGUCCUUAACCAUUGAGAAAACAAAUUCUAAAGUGGUGUCUGGAGUUUCUGAUGAUCUCAGUGCACUGAGACAGGAUUCAGCUUGGUCCUCUAGCCACAAGGAGGAAAAUGAAUUUCUUAGAAUGCAGGCCAUUCACAACAAGUCGGAAAUGGAUGCACUCCAGAAAAAACUUGAAUUUUGUCUGGAAGAGAAGGAAGAGUUGGAGAGGUAUGUGAGUGAUUUACUUAACAAACUUGAAGAAGAACGGUCUUCAAGAUCUGCGAAGGAAGCUAUACAACAAACAGAACUUCGUUCAUUGUCAGCGGAUGUGCCAACUAUCAUCACUCCUAAUGACCAAGUGGAGCUUAAAACAAUGGUUGAUGCCAUAGCAGCUGCAAGUCAGAGAGAAGCAGAAGCUCAUGAGAAGGCGUUUAAGUUAUCCCAAGAGAACGAUGAAUUACGAUCCAAGCUUAAGGGCUAUGUUGAGGAUAAUAAGCAACUCCUUGAAUUAUUUGAACAGAAAGCUUCUGAAAGAAAUUGUAAAGGUUUGAAUGAAGGAGACAUUAAUGAUGUUGGUUUACAUGAAAAUGGUGAAGAAGAGCUGGUCAAGCUGAAGAAAGAUGUCGAUAACCUUGAGCAACAGCUUACUGAAAUGCAUGAAGAAAAUGACAAAUUGAUGGGUUUGUAUGAAAGAGCAAUGCAGGAGAGAGACGAGUUCAAACGAAUGUUUUCCUCUUUGGGAACUCCGAACAGAAAGGAGCCUAGAGAAUGCCUUGAGAAGCUAAUUGAAUUCGAUGAAGGCGAAGGCAGCUUGAAUAAACCUCAAGUGCAGUUUGAGUCAAAGGAUUUAGAGGGGGGAACUGCCCCCUUUUGUUCACAUGAGCAGAAUGCAGGUGAAAGUCCAACGUUGUCUGAGGUGAUUCUAAAUGUUGACAAUACACAUUUGGAUCUUCAGUCAGAAGCAGGGAAUCACAUGGAAUGCCUUGAGAAGCUAGUUGAAGUCAGCUUGGGUGAACCUCAUGUGCAGUUUGACUCAAAAGAUUUGGAGGGGGAAACUGGUACCCUCUUUUCACAUGAGCAGUAUGCAAGAGAAAGAAAGUUGUCUGAAGUGAUUCUGAAUGUCGACGAUGCACAUUCGGAUAAUCAGUCAGAAGCAGGGAAUCACAUGGAAAUAGACCAACCAGAUACCGCUGCUGCAAAGUUUUCCGAAGAUUUAUAUUCUGCAAGAGCAAUACUGAAACAGGCAAACAAAAGACUUUUGGAUUCUGCCAAGACAGUUACUGAAUUCAGCUCCCUUGAGAAAUCGUUCCGUGAGAUCGGUAACCUUUCCAGAGAAAUCGAACUGAUGGAAAGUGGAAUAAAGGAGAAACAACGACACCUUGAAUCUGUUGCAAUCAUUUCUUCCAAAACAAAAGAAAGAAAAGCUUUAACUGAAAGUAAGUUAUCAUCACUCAAAUACUCUAUUUCAAGCUUUUCUUCUUCAGUUGCUUUCUUCGAACAGCGAGAAGCUCAAGCAAGGUCGAAAUUAAAUGCCUCAUUGUCCUACUUGGACAACAAGAAACAAGAACUGGUCAAUCUUAAGAACGCCAAGGUUGAAAUCGAGGCGUCCUUGAAUGAGACACAGGAAUCUGAAUCAGCAACAAGGAACAACAUUGCCCUUUUGAAAUCAAAGCUUGAGGAAGAACACAAAAGACAAGAGAAUGACAAGGUUUUAUUCGCCAUUGAUAACUUGGAUAAAGUCGAUCCCGCGCAGAGAAACUUAUGUUUGGGUGGCAAAGCUACCGAUUUACUGAAGAUUGAAGAAGAGAAAAGCAAGCUGCAAAACGAGAUCAAGUCAUCCCGCAAAAGCUUGGCAGCCAUCAAAAUGAGACACCAGGAUUUGAACAAUAAGCUGAUAAAGGUAGAACACGACAUAGAAGCUGUCUCAAUGGAAAUACAAAAAGGAUCAAAGUCGAUGGACGAGUUAAAGCUUGCCAUGGAACGUGCAAUCCAAGAAAAAGAGACCCUCCUCGAAACUUCCGAGAAUGGGAAAUCUGAAAUCGAUAGUCUGAUCUUAGAGUAUCAGCAGAAUAUUUUUGAUGAAGGUCUUGUCGAGGCGGAGAUGAAGGCCGUUGAUGAAGAACUGAAGCCGGAGAAAAGGAGACUAGAACAGUUGCAGACAUUGAGAGCUGCAUCUGGGAAGAAGGUGAAGCACUUGUUGUCAUCUCAUUCGGGUUUGUUGUCUGAGAAGCUGGAAGCAGAUUUACAGAGUGUAUGGGCAACUUUCGAGGAGGCUAAGAUAUUGUUAGGGGUGGAAAACUGAAAUGUCUGUUAAAUCACUGUUUUUAACAGGUCACUGGUGUU
Molecule: messenger RNA, 4323 nt
Organism: Hibiscus syriacus
Lineage: Eukaryota; Viridiplantae; Streptophyta; Magnoliopsida; Malvales; Malvaceae
Product: kinesin-like protein KIN-12E
Biological process (GO): microtubule-based movement
Molecular function (GO): microtubule motor activity; microtubule binding; ATP binding
Source: RefSeq, a predicted model, not a curated record